AUGGUGGGUAUAAAGGUUGAUGAUCUUGAGACGAAUCAUUUUGUUCUUGUUCAUGGAGGUGGUUUUGGUGCUUGGUGUUGGUACAAAACUAUAGCACUUCUAGAAGAAGCUGGUUAUAAAGUAUCCGCCAUAGAUUUAACCGGUUCUGGAGUUCAUUCAUUUGAUACAAACAACAUAAAGAGUCUCUCACAAUAUGUGAAGCCACUUACUGACUUUGUUGAAAAACUUCCUGAAGGAGAAAAGGUAAUCUUGGCUGGACAUGAUUUCGGCGGGCAUGAAGGUUCAGAUGAUCUUAUGCAACAAGCACAAAUUUUUCUGUAUGCAAAUGGGAAUGAUCAUCCUCCCACUGCUUUCGAAGACGACAUGUUAGACUUUGUGUCUAUAGAAGAAUUUUUCCUAUCAGAAUUAGUCAUAACAAUAAGGGAGGAGAUACCUGAAAUACAAAAUUAA
This is a messenger RNA of Arachis ipaensis, 450 nucleotides long. RefSeq names its product putative methylesterase 11, chloroplastic. Gene Ontology annotation, molecular function: methyl indole-3-acetate esterase activity; methyl jasmonate esterase activity; methyl salicylate esterase activity. Gene Ontology annotation, biological process: salicylic acid metabolic process; jasmonic acid metabolic process. The record is from RefSeq and is a predicted model, not a curated record. Lineage: Eukaryota; Viridiplantae; Streptophyta; Magnoliopsida; Fabales; Fabaceae.